Molecule: messenger RNA, 399 nt
Organism: Puccinia graminis f. sp. tritici CRL 75-36-700-3
Lineage: Eukaryota; Fungi; Basidiomycota; Pucciniomycetes; Pucciniales; Pucciniaceae
Exons: 6
Coding region: 1-399 (132 amino acids)
Molecular function (GO): zinc ion binding
Source: RefSeq, a predicted model, not a curated record
AUGUCGACGUCUAGGUGGAGAUUGGGAGGGCGAGCCGUGCCUUCCGGUGUAUCGAUCACGUUGAUCGCGUUUGUCGUUGUAGACAGUGUCCCGAUCACGAGAGCUCCUUCUGCGAUCCCUGACUUCGGCUGCGUCCACGGUGGGUAUGCGAGCGUGAAGGCCCUGAGUCUUCGUUUGCCAUUGCGAUCGGCUUGUAGUCUCGACCGAAAUCGUGCUACACAGUGUUUGUAUGGUGGUGCGCGGGGCGCACUCGCAGCAGAUCCACAGGCAAAUUUCUCGGUCCAUUGGUUUGUCGGCAUGGGGAAGUACUAUUGUGACUACUGUGAUGUCUUCCUCGUCAGUGAAAGCUCUGGUCAUGACAAGGCUCAAAGUUAUAUCGAUGAAUUCACACGAUGUUGA